Canis lupus familiaris (dog) is the source of this 746-nucleotide messenger RNA. It is a transcript of the gene OCIAD2, whose product is annotated as OCIA domain containing 2. Bases 181 to 645 code for a protein of 154 amino acids. Gene Ontology annotation, cellular component: mitochondrial inner membrane. The transcript has 7 exons. The record is from RefSeq and is a predicted model, not a curated record. NCBI's taxonomy places the organism in Eukaryota, Metazoa, Chordata, Mammalia, Carnivora, Canidae.
CGGGAGGCGGGAGGAGGGCAGUCGGGCCCGGCGGCGGAGCGCGGGGAGGCGGCGGGUCCCGCGGCAGCUGCGGUCGCGGCGGGCUCGGCGCGGCUGGUCCGGAUCCGCACCUGAGCAGGCCUUGGGUCAACGAGUAAGCUGAGUACACCCAACCAGAAGAGAAGCAAAGACGAAGGCAUCAUGGCUUCAAUGUCUACUCAUGGAAACCAAGAUAAAGGCCCCCAUUUGCCACCACCAAGCAAGCAGAGCCUGUUAUUCUGUCCAAAAUCAAAACUGCACAUCCACAGGGGAGAGAUUUCCAAGAUUAUCCGAGAAUGUCAAGAAGAAAGUUUCUGGAAGAGAGCCCUGCCUUUCUCCCUCAUGAGCAUGCUUGCCACCCAAGGGCUCGUCCACCAAGGUUAUUUAGCAUCUAACCCAAGAUUUGGAUCAUUGCCCAAAGUCGCACUUGCGGGUAUCUUGGGAUUUGCCCUUGGGAAGGCAUCGUACAUACGAGUAUGCCAGAGUAAAUUCCAUUCCGUUGAAGAUCAGCUACGUGGGGCUGGCUUUGGUCCAGGGCAUAACAGGCACUGCCUGCUUACCUGUGAGGAAUGCAAAAUUAAGCACGGAUUAUACGAGAAGGGAAGUUCCCAGCCUUCAGCUUCCUAAACGUGUAUCUACGGCUUCUGGAGUUUCUCCAACCUCUGAAUUUGAACACAUUCAAAAUUUCAAGUGUACUUUAAAAUAAUACACGUGUAGUGGAACAGACA